This is a messenger RNA of Caenorhabditis sp. 36 PRJEB53466, 1602 nucleotides long. NCBI's taxonomy places the organism in Eukaryota, Metazoa, Nematoda, Chromadorea, Rhabditida, Rhabditidae. The record is from the annotation of a GenBank genome assembly.
AUGUCGGGAACCUACAUGCAGAACGACUUCUCGCGAUCGAGAUCUAUGAGCAGAUACAAUGACGACGAUUUCCCGGAAGAUUUCCUUGAGCCGCCAAAAGAGAAAGUGACUCCGGUAGUUACUGAAUCUUCUGUGCCGUCUUGUACUGCCUCCGCUCCAAGCCGCUCAUGCACACCACUCGCCAACAUAACCACUGCAAGCAGCAGCAACAACAACGUAGACGUCAACGCGGGAACGUCGAACUCUUUUUAUGACAACCCGGUCCAGUUUGUCGAUUCGCUGCUCAAUAACCAUGAUCUGUUCCUUCCGAGUUCUCCUGGUCCGGUCACUCAAAGCUCGCAUGGUUUCAGCAGCCCGAUUCUGUCAGGAAUCAACCACACAGUUGUGGCGACCUCCAAUUAUCACACUACCCAGAAGACAAACGGACCAUCCAUGCAGCCGCAGCAACAAGUUGGAAACUACAAAGGGUUCCUGGAGUGGUCCCUCGAUGAUGAAAUCAAUGCUGCAGCUGGACUGACUAGUAUGAAGUACGGUGGACACCCAGUCACUCAUAGCGGUCAAGAGAGCGAGGAAACGAGUUCUUCUGUUAAAACGUGUAAGUCUUUAGAAUAAAUAUGCUUGCAUGUACAUUGUAAGGUCGGAAAAUGGAAUGUUCUGGUAGUAGUGACUCGUAUGGAUCUAACCAAGUUUUUUGAAAACGAACGAAAAUGUCAUCCGUUUCAGUAUCUCCACACAAAGUAUUGAUUUAGCCUCUUUUUCAGCUGCCAAAGAAAGAAAGUCGCAGAACCUCGAUCUGAACUUGGAUGCUCGUUCGGAAAUGACGGACAGCGAGGAGUCAGAUGACGACUUUGAUGAAAAUGAUCCCAAAAACAGCGCUGCCGAGCUCACCAUGGAAUAUAUCGAAAAGGCGCUCGACAAGCCUCUUGGCAAACACGAGAAAAUCGACACGAAGGCUGUCUGCGCUCGUGUCGCCAGAGAAAUCAAAGAGUACAACAUUCAGCAGACGGCUUUUGCGAGGAAUGUCCUGGGCCGCAGUCAAGGAACACUUUCGGACCUUCUCCGCAAUCCAAAACCGUGGGCUUUGGUUAAAUCGGGACGUGCCACUUUUAUUCGAAUGCACAAUUGGCUUAACCUCGCGUACGAUCAAAAAAUGGUCACUGUGGAUAUGAGCACUGAGAAAGCGGGAACAGUUGCUGGAGCCAAGACGCGCCAUAGUGGCGAGAUAGAUGCGAAAAGGCAAGACUUAGUUUUUCGCUCAAGCGUUUUUGUUGAGUAGACGUUUAAUUGUUAAAAUUUUCCAGAAAGCACAAAGAAGGUGGAAGAAAGAAGAAUGAAGAAAAGAAGGCUCGACUAGUGUUCACCGAAAUCCAGAAACGCACGCUAGACGCAAUAUUCAAGCAAACAACGCACCCCUCACGAAAAGUGCAAAAGGCUAUCGCUGAACAUCUGGAGCUCAAGUUUUCGACUGUCAGCAACUUCUUCAUGAAUGCCCGCCGACGCGCACACAGCCACGUAGCGGUGUCGAACACGCUCGAACAACUGGCACCGAACCUUGAUAUUUUCAAGGAGGAGGUUUCUGAGAUCAAGGAAAUCCUGAAGUAG